GAAGAGAAUCCGAUGCGUAGAAGACUAUCUUCCGUGCUAAUCAACAAUCAGUGCAUCGCGUCCCAACGCCAUUACCACACAUCUCGACCUGAGAAACCCACAAAGAAAGCCAGCAGCCAUGAACCAACUCACAAAUUCACCAGGAAGCCAUGGGAGGAAGUGCCAUUUCUCACCGAUCUCAAAGAAAUCGAAGACCCAGAGGAAGCUCUUUCUCUCUUCCACCAAUACCAGGAAAUGGGUUUCCGACACGACUACCCAUCUUACUCUUCUCUCAUCUACAAGCUUGCAAAGUCCCGUAACUUCGACGCCGUCGACCAAAUUCUCCGCCUUGUUCGCUAUCGAAACGUCCGGUGCAGAGAAUCCCUCUUCAUGGGAUUGAUUCAGCAUUACGGGAAAGCCGGUUCGGUCGACAAAGCCAUCGAUGUUUUCCACAAAAUCACCUCCUUUGAUUGUGUUCGCACGAUUCAGUCUCUCAACACUCUCAUCAACGUUCUGGUCGAUAACGGCGAGUUGGAAAAGGCCAAAAGCUUUUUCGACGGGGCAAAGGAUAUGCGUUUGCGUCCCAAUUCGGUGUCUUUCAAUAUUUUGAUCAAAGGAUUUCUUGAUAAAUGCGAUUGGGAAGCUGCAUGUAAGGUGUUCGACGAAAUGCUUGAGAUGGAGGUGCAACCGAGUGUUGUGACAUACAAUAGCCUGAUUGGUUUCUUAUGCCGAAAUGACGAUAUGGGUAAGGCGAAGAGCUUGCUUGAAGAUAUGAUUAAGAAAAGAAUACGUCCGAAUGCUGUGACAUUUGGGUUGUUAAUGAAAGGUUUAUGUUGUAAGGGAGAGUACAAUGAAGCAAAGAAGUUGAUGUUCGAUAUGGAGUAUCGUGGGUGUAAACCGGGUCUCGUUAACUACGGAAUUUUGAUGAGUGAUCUUGGGAAGAGAGGGAGAAUUGAUGAGGCAAAGCUUCUACUCGGCGAGAUGAAGAAAAGACGGAUAAAACCAGAUGUUGUGAUCUAUAACAUUCUGGUAAACCAUCUUUGCACUGAGUGUAGAGUCCCUGAGGCUUAUAGAGUGCUGACGGAAAUGCAGAUGAAAGGGUGUAAACCAAAUGCAGCUACAUACCGUAUGAUGAUUGAUGGGUUUUGUCGUAUCGAGGAUUUUGAUUCAGGGUUGAAUGUUUUGAAUGCAAUGCUUGCAAGCAGACACUGUCCCACACCUGCAACGUUUGUAUGUAUGGUUGCUGGGCUGAUUAAAGGCGGUAACUUGGACCAUGCUUGCUUUGUGUUAGAGGUGAUGGGAAAGAAAAACUUAAGUUUUGGGUCUGGUGCUUGGCAAAAUCUACUUUCUGAUCUCUGCAUCAAGGAUGGAGGAGUAUAUUGUGAGGCUUUGUCAGAAGUAAUUUCCAUCUAAGCAAUGACCUUUUUAAAGGCUGCAAAGUACUCUUCUUCCUGAUUUUAGCUCUCGCCAUUACUUUUGUCUCAGCUGCUCGGCUUCUUGAUGAAGAAGAAGAUAUUGGGUUGGUCCCUUUGCCUACCACGAGUCCUGGUCCUUUACCAACAGUUGGUUUAGGCCCCUUUCCCACUGCUAAUUCAGGCCCUGCAACUGGUAUCGCUUCAGGUACAGGUUCAGCCUCAGGGGGUUUAGGUUCCUUGGGUACCAAUACUGGCCCCGGGCCUCUAUCGACCACUGGUUCUAGUCUUUUACCAGUUGCUAGUUCGGGUACCUUGCCUGUUACUGGCCCCGGUCCUCUACCAACCAGUUCUGGUCUCUUACCGGGUGCUAGUUCGGGUAACUUGCCUGGUUCAGGUUCAGGGCCUUUGCCUACUGUUGGUUCAGGUGCUGCAGCUACGGGUCUGGGCGCAGGUGCAGGGUCAGUGAUUGGUGGUUCAGUUCCUGACAACACUUUGGUUUUCUUCAUGCACGAUAUACUCGGUGGCUCAAACCCGACAGCGAGGGCUGUGACUGGAGUCGUCGCAAACGCAGCCCUCAGUGGCCAAAUUCCAUUCGCUAAGCCCAAUGGUGCAAACCUCCCUGUUAGUAACGGCGUUCCAUCAGACAAUAACAACAAUGGAAUCCUGAACAAUAACAACGUCCCACUUCUCGUCGGGCUUGGCGGAACCACUUCCAACAUUCUACAGAACAAUGGAAACAACAUGUUGAACGGUCUUCCCGUGGCUAACGGCGGCCAGCUCCCAUCGGGUUCGUCUCUUCAGAUGCUCAUGUUUGGGACAUUGACGGUGAUGGACAACGAACUAACCGAAGGACACGAACUCGGGUCUGGUCUGCUGGGUAAAGCCCAAGGCUUCUACGUGGCAAGUGCCCUUGAUGGGACCAGCCAGACUAUGGCUUUCACGGCUAUGUUUGAGAGCGGUGGAUAUGAAGAUAGCAUCAGUUUCUUCGGUGUGCAUAGAACAGCUGCAUCGGAAUCUCAUCUUGGGGUAAUGGGCGGUACUGGUAAGUAUGUGAAUGCGAGAGGCUUCGCAAUUGUCAAGACUUUUACGGGUUCCUCCGGGACCCAGCAGCAGCAGCCGCACCAGUUCACAGAUGGGCUCGAGACUGUUCUGGAGUGCACCGUUUAUCUUUCUUACUAGUUUCUUUUCCCUCUUCUCUUAUCUUUUUUGUCUACCAAGAAAACGUGAAAACCUAUUAAUUUGACAACCAAUCCCUUGUUAUUCC
Arabidopsis thaliana (thale cress) is the source of this 2658-nucleotide messenger RNA. RefSeq names its product Tetratricopeptide repeat (TPR)-like superfamily protein. Gene Ontology annotation, cellular component: mitochondrion. The coding region runs from base 13 to 1392 and encodes 459 amino acids. The transcript has 2 exons. NCBI's taxonomy places the organism in Eukaryota, Viridiplantae, Streptophyta, Magnoliopsida, Brassicales, Brassicaceae. The record is from RefSeq and is marked reviewed.